This is a messenger RNA of Cajanus cajan (pigeon pea), 990 nucleotides long. RefSeq names its product ChaC-like family protein. NCBI's taxonomy places the organism in Eukaryota, Viridiplantae, Streptophyta, Magnoliopsida, Fabales, Fabaceae. Gene Ontology annotation, molecular function: glutathione specific gamma-glutamylcyclotransferase activity. Gene Ontology annotation, cellular component: cytoplasm. Gene Ontology annotation, biological process: glutathione catabolic process. The record is from RefSeq and is a predicted model, not a curated record.
UGUUGUGAUCGAGUUAUUUUUGUCUUUUCUCGGUUAUGCUAAAACCCAGAAUUUGCAAAAAACAAUGAUUGGGUUGGUUUCUGUUGUGUUCCGAGUUGCGACUGAACCAAUCAACCUCUCUUGAAAUACGAAUCAAAAGUAAAGUCCAUAAAAUAAAAACAAGAAAAAACAAUGGUAAUGUGGGUAUUUGGGUAUGGUUCCUUGAUUUCGAGAGCAGGGUUUCACUAUGAUGAACGUGUUGUUGGUUUCAUCAAAGGCUAUCGGCGUGUCUUCUACCAAGGCUCUACUGACCAUAGAGGUACCCCUGAGUUCCCUGGUAGAACAGUGACCCUGGAGCCUGCUGAAGGAGAAAUUUGUUGGGGAGCUGCUUACAAGAUCUUAAAGAAAGAAGAUGAAGAAACUGCACUAGAGCAUCUGGAGGUUAGGGAGAAGCAAUACGACAAGAGAGAAUACCUUGAUUUUUACACUGACCCUAAUGCUACUUCUCCAGCCGUUACUGGAGUGUUGGUAUAUAUAGCUACUUCGGACAAGAAGUCUAACGUAAAUUAUUUGGGCCCUGCAUCUGUUGAAGAGAUUGCAAGGCAAAUAGUUGAGGCUAAAGGUCCCGCAGGACCAAACAGAGAUUAUCUUUUCAUCCUUGAAAAGGCUCUUCUACAAAUUGGAUGCAAAGACCAGCAUGUCAUUGAUCUUGCAAAUGAAGUCAGGCGUAUUCUUGCAGAGGAACACUGAAUGCUGCAUUGUGUUUUUAAUUUAGCACAACAUUGAAAUUUGAGACACUGAACUGCCCUAUAUUUAAAUCCAUAGGAAACUUCAUUUCUUCCAAGAAUGUUACUAGUAUGUUGGAAGAGAAUAUUCAACUCAAAUUGUGUCUGUAAUCUUCUCAUAUAACAUCUUUACUUUGUGACCCAUAUUAUGGGUCAGCUAAGAUAGAACUGAAACCAUAUUGUGAUAAUUAUUUAAUAUAAUAACAGGGGUCCGAUUACAGUGCCA